Messenger RNA from Halichondria panicea, 661 nucleotides. RefSeq lists its product as uncharacterized. Bases 88 to 486 code for a protein of 132 amino acids. The transcript has 5 exons. The record is from RefSeq and is a predicted model, not a curated record. Lineage: Eukaryota; Metazoa; Porifera; Demospongiae; Suberitida; Halichondriidae.
GGAAUUCCCCUACACAUAACAAACUCGCUUGACAAGAUGCCUGUCACAUGUGUCCAAGAUAGAUAAUAGUCAAGAAUUGGUUUUGGUAUGGCUGAGAGUAACCAACUACUCACGGAGAUAUCAAUUCCUCUGCUGGGAGCUGUAGUGAGCAUUUUGACGGUAGCAUUUGCCAUCUGCCUCUGUGCAGCUAGUGGAUGCUGUCCAAUAAGUACAAGACGCUGCAGAGAGAAUAGAAGGAGAAACCUCUUGCUAAGACCGUGUAGAACGGCUCGUUACUCCAAUGCUUCAAAGUGCUGUGCUAAUGAGACGUGUCCAAUUUGCUUGGAUGAUUUCAGAGAAAGUGAAAAGAUGGUCGUCAGUCCUUGUAGACAUGGUUUCCAUAAAGAUUGCAUUGCCCACUGCUUGGAGCGCUCUCCCAACUGUCCUGUGUGUAAGAACAUCAUCGGUAGUGAAAGACAAGCAAACGAAAGAACUGAAUUGCUAUAGUUUUUGUGUCACUUGAUACACAGUCAUGUACCACUGGUCUGCGUAUCUUUGUAUCCCCUCUCAACUCAUAUCAUUAUGGGUAAUUUAUUUUGUGUUUUUAAUUCUGAAAUUGCUAUCAUCUCUGCUAUCAUCAUCAUGUAUGUCUAGCUUUCUCUAACGACGACCUUUCCCCUAA